AUAUUUGUUUGGUUCUUGUCGUAUUUUAACACCUUUACCUUUUCGUUCUUCGGUGACCUAUUUUAUGGAUUUUGAUUUCCUUAAACAAAAAUAAUAUUGCUGACUCGACACACAAAAGACAUAACACGACCUCAAUAAGAAUUUUACAAAACUUACUUACAAAUUUGGACGUGACUCGAGUAAAUAAAGGUGUUAAUUAGGGUCAAUAAUUUAGUUUUUAUUCAUAAAAUUUUAAAUUUCACUUUGGUCUAAGUUAGAAGAUUGACCAAAGAAUUGCUGAUUUCUAAGAGCCAAAGUCAAAGUGCUGAAAAUGUCCAAGGAACGAAUAACAAAUCCUUCAAAGAAGUCCCUAGUUGUGGCGUAUCUAUUGUGGUUAAUUGGCGGUUUCAUUGGUCUUCAUCAUUUGUACUUGCAUCGUGAUCGACACGCCUUUAUUUGGUGGUGUACACUUGGUGGCUACUUUGGCAUCGGAUGGAUUUCGGAAAUAUUCCUCAUACCAGAGUAUGUAAGGGAUGCCAAUGAGGACCCUGAGUUUGUGAAGAAAUUUAUUGCAAAGUUGCAAAGCAAUAAAAAACCACCCUACUCUUCCCGCCGAUUUGUAGGAGAAGUAUUGUUAGGCUAUUUGUUUGGGCAACUGGUUCAAAUGGCAAUUCCAGAAAAAAUAUUCGGUGGCAUUGACUGGACAUUUUUACAUUGGGCCAUACCAAUACUGAUUGCAGUUGGUGUUUGGACUGUUGGCAAUAUCGGUCGCGAGGAAGGAGUCCUUUGGCAGAGUUUGGUUGCAGCGAUAUUGGUAUAUCCCAUCAGAUAUCUGAUUUAUGAUGAAACAUACACUUUGCUUAUUACCUCGGUGGCAACAGCUUUUGUGUUUGAUACAUUCUCCAAGCAAUGGCAACGUACUCCACCAAAGCGACGAGGCAAGCUUGAAAGGACAUUUAAACUUUCAACUGCUAUUUUGUUGUAUUUUGCUCUUUGGGGAAGCUUCCUCUACUUUAAUGGCACUAUUAAAGAUGAGGAAGGCGGUGAGAUACCUGUACACGAAGCCAUCCAAAAUUUCCUGGCGUCUGCAUGGUGGACUGAUCUUACACAAGCCCUAUACGAUUCCUAUCAGUACGCCCAACAUCAUGGUUGGUACGAGACCUGGAAAGAAAUUUUCGAAAGUAUGGACGUCGACGGAGAGAGAAAUUCUUAUAAAAUACUCGGAGUGAGUGCCACCGCUUCGCAAGCUGAAAUCACAGCUGCAUAUCGAAAACUCUCCAAGGAACACCAUCCAGAUAAGGUGAAAGAUGAAAAGGAUAAAAAAGCAGCAAAUGCACGGUUCAUUGAAAUUCAACAAGCUUACAGUGUUCUUAGCAAGAUCAAAUCGAGUCGCAGAAGAAAAAAUAAACAAUUCAAUGAAGACAUUAUCUUAUAAAGAUAACAUUUUUUUUAACAGCUGAAAGCUUGAAAAGACUUAAUAAAAUACAUCACAUUAAUUUUCCCAUCAUCAACAAUGUACUGUAAAAUCUAGUGAUAAGAAGGUCAAAGUAAAAAACCGUCCAAAUAAUCGAAUUAUUUAUAUUUUUUUACAUUCAUAUUUUAAACAAAAAAACUAGGUUGUAUGACAAAAAAUAAAAUAGAGUAAAUUCUCGAAGGUAUGCUAAAUCGUAAGCAUACACAAUAAUUUUCUAAUAAAUAACAAACAAAUAUUAAAA
Eupeodes corollae is the source of this 1694-nucleotide messenger RNA. RefSeq names its product dnaJ homolog subfamily C member 22 (gene wus). The transcript is spliced from 2 exons. Gene Ontology annotation, biological process: endocytosis. The record is from RefSeq and is a predicted model, not a curated record. Bases 311 to 1414 code for a protein of 367 amino acids. Gene Ontology annotation, cellular component: early endosome; plasma membrane. Lineage: Eukaryota; Metazoa; Arthropoda; Insecta; Diptera; Syrphidae.